CACUGGCCCACUGCCAGUCGGUUCGGCGAUUACGGUCUCACAUUCCUUGCCUCUGUAAUCGCGAAAUAAAAGCACGUAUCCAGCUGCGCUCAAAUUUCGCAUUAGGGAGCAUCGUAGUCCUCGGACACGUUUUUUUUACAUAUUUUCGUUUUCUUUUGCAUUAACCGUCAUGUUUUAACAAGAUUUCCUAUAUUCAUCGCCUCGGACAUUUAUUCUGCUGCCGCUGCAAUCACAAGAUCUGCACUUUUUCUUUCUUUCAUUUUUUUUCUUCUGCCCACCUUCUUCUAGGCCCGUUCUUCUGCUUCGUUGGCUCAAAUAGGCCGGUUAACCACUCUGAUGUUCAAUAAAGAGCUUUCUCUCUCUUCUAAAGUUUAAUCUGGCAACUCGGCAACUCACUUUUUUUUUUACGCAGCAUGGACGACGAGGCGUCACCGUGCCCCGUCGCGAGCAAGCUGUCGACAGGCAGCGAGUACGCAACCCUGACCCCGGUGGCACCGAUGUCCUACACCGGGGCACACCACGUGCACCAACCCGUGGAGCUGCAGCCGACGCUGUACCCGCACCACCAGCAGCCGCCGACGGUGGCCGUGUUCCCGACCUUCUUCUGCGGCGGCGCAGUCCCGGAGAUGAUGACGACCACGUCGACGACGUCGAUCGAGCUACAAGACCUGCCGCCCGCGGUGGGCGGCGUUCCGUCUCCCGACUUCUCGGUCAACUCGGACUCGGAUGACUCUUCGUCGGAGAAGGGAGGCUCGGCCGAUCCAUUCGCCCCCGAGUGCAAGAUCCCGCUACCGGUUCCGUACUCCCCGUACGACUACUGGCUUGAGCCCACCUUCAUCCGGCGCCGGAAUGAGCGGGAGCGACAGAGGCGCAUAUACUUUCAGGUUCGGCACGUGAACGAUGGCUUUGAGCGACUGCGUAGUCGACUGCCUCUUCCCCCACGAGACAAGGACCGUCGGCUGAGCAAAGUAGAGACUCUGCGCUAUGCCAUCAGCUACAUCAGGCACUUGCAAAGGUUGCUGGGACUACUUGACGAUGACGAGGAUGAAGAUGGGGAGAACAACCGAUGCCGCUGAUAGCAGAGGCCACGAAAGAAGCAUGUUCGGACGGUUGAGCACAAUGACAGUUUAAAGAGAAAUAGUGUGUGUGCGUGCCCAAGUGAACUUCUCAAGUCACAUGUGUUUCCUACCUCAUAAUCAGCAAUACGUCCUUUCAAUGCACAGAAAUA
Molecule: messenger RNA, 1228 nt
Organism: Dermacentor andersoni
Lineage: Eukaryota; Metazoa; Arthropoda; Arachnida; Ixodida; Ixodidae
Biological process (GO): regulation of transcription by RNA polymerase II; developmental process
Molecular function (GO): RNA polymerase II transcription regulatory region sequence-specific DNA binding; protein dimerization activity; DNA-binding transcription factor activity, RNA polymerase II-specific
Source: RefSeq, a predicted model, not a curated record